CGCAGGUAAUGUCGCUUAAAGAGUUGUAUCCCCUCCUGCGUUCUAGUUCGAGAAAUCCUGCUUCCACGUCGCUUCAUACUGCAUCUACUGCUCCGCCAGUGUCGACCAUUCACCGGACACUCACAUUUGUUAUUGACGGAUAAGGUGCGCAAGCAUGUCUUUGGCAGAUGCAGUCAACGGCCCGAAACCGAGCAACCCGGAGCGUCCGGAGACUUUCAUCAGUCCUAUGAACAGAAAGCUCUACGACAGUAAUGUCACUUUCGAAGAGUAUCUGCACUAUGCCAAGCGCACAAGAGCUGACGAAGAGGCCGAGCAGCACAUACCUCAAGCAGGUCUUUUGCAACAGGUUUUCAGGAGGUCGUCAACAGCUCCCGAGCCACCUGGGCCAACUCAUCACAAUGGUGCGAGUCCCGAGAAUGGUGGUGUAGAAGAGAAGGCUGGGAAGGAUGUUGCGGCGGCGCCAGAUACAGACCAGGAGGGGACCCAUCCCCGCCGCAGGAGCAUUCUAUCCCGACAUUCUAUCAUCACAGACGAUGAGUGGCGAAAUGCUGCUCGCGCAAUGCGGACUGCCAGCUGGGGUGCCGGUUUCUAUCUGAUCACGACGGAUAUUCUGGGACCUUAUGGUGUCGGUUUCGCCCUGGGCACGCUAGGUUGGGGUCCUGGCAUUGCGCUUUACACCGUGUUUGCUUUCAUGGCCGGCUAUUCUGGAUACCUUCUCUGGCAAGUCUACCUUGGUCUUGAUUCAUACGAAUUUCCGCUCCGCAACUAUGGAGACCUUGCCUACCGUACAAUGGGCAACGUCGCGCGAUAUGUCGUCAAUAUCCUUCAGUCGAUCCAGCUGCUCCUCAUCUGCGGUCAAGUCAUCAUCCAGAACGGACAGGGGAUCUCGCAGACUUCCAGAUUCCGACUUUGCUAUGCCGUUUGCAUCAUUCUUUUCGUGAUCGCAGGCUUUUUCAUGGGACAAGUUCGCACUUUGCGAAACUUUGGUAUAUUCUCCAUGAUCGCUGUGGGCCUGAAUCUCAUGGUCAUCUUUAUAUCAAUGGGCGUUAUGGCGCAUUCGCCUCCCAACUAUAGCAUCAGCGUUCUCGGUUCUGCAGGUUCAGCCGUCGACCCCGACUCGAUCACCCCAGAUGCUCAGGGAAAUUAUCCCCCGAUCAUACACUACGGUGGCAUGCCUCCAUCCUCUUCUUUUGUCGGCGCCCUGAAUGGAUUGCUUUCGGGAGUGUUUGCGUAUGGUGGAGCGCAAAUCUUUGUAGAGAUCAUUUCCGAAAUGCGUCGUCCGUGGGACUUUAUCAAGGCCAUGUGGCUGGCUCAGUUCUUCAUUUACUCCGUCUACCUGAUAUAUGGUUGCUAUGUCUACCAUUACCAAGGACAAUAUUCUUUCACCAUCUCGUACAUGGGACUGAGUGUCUAUGGCUUUCAAGCCGCGUGCGACAUGAUGGUGGUUCUCUCGGGAUUGAUUGCAGCUGGCCUGUAUGGAAACAUUGGUAUCAAGGUGCUCUACAACCAGGUGUUGCAAGAAAUCUUCAACGCUCCACCACUGACCUCGAAGGCUGGAAAAUACCUCUUUGGCUCCAUUGUCCCCAUCUAUUGGAGCUUGGCCUUUGUCGUGGCCGCUGCAAUUCCCGAUUACUUCGGCUUCGUCUCGGUCAUCGCUGCCUUUUGCAUCAUUCAAUUCAGCUACUCCUUCCCUCCGAUCCUCCACCUCGCGUAUACAAUGCAGAAGAACGCCAUGCGAGGGGAGGAUGGAUUCGAUGAGACCACUGGAGAGACCCGACGAAGCGAUCAUGGUAUCAAACGGUUGAUCAGGGGCUUCUUCGCCGAUAAGUGGUAUAUCAAUGUGUGGCACGUGAUUCACGCUGGCGGUGCUUUGGCGACGGCAGGACUUGGUGCUUAUGCGGCCAUUGAUGGCAUGAUCGAGGCUUUCAAGAUUCCCCAGGUCAACGCUUUUACCUGCACGAGCCCCUUGAACCUGAACGCUUGAGCAGCAUGGUUGCUUGCGGGGAUCAAAAAGGGUUUGCCCUUGCGACCCCUUGUCGAUAGCACGCAUUAUGUGGAUGCUGGGUGCCAACUUGGAUCUGGAACGCUACAAUCACUCACCCCUGAGAGGAGCAUUGUCUGUCCUUGGGCAAGUUUGCAAUCUCCUAGAGAACACAGACGAUAUGGAGGAGCUUAGCCUUUAACAGGCACUGUUUGACUCAUGCGAGGCCUGAAUGAUAACAAAAGUCCUUGACACUACUCUAGAGUCUAGUCAAAGCUUACAAGAGUGGCAAUGGGGGUAUUCCUUGCUUAAUCCACGAAUUCCCCUGUCACACCUUCCACCAUAUGCGUUGCCGCUCGAUAACAAUUCAUAGGCCUCGAACGUACUCAAAGCGAUUGUCCUUCCAGCUCUUUCUCGGUCCAGUCCCAAAGCCUCCUCGCCAGCUCCUUGUCCUUUCCCACGGCGCCUGCCUUGCCACUAAUCCCAAUUGGCUCGUAAUAUUCCCC
This is a messenger RNA of Exophiala xenobiotica, 2487 nucleotides long. RefSeq lists its product as uncharacterized. Lineage: Eukaryota; Fungi; Ascomycota; Eurotiomycetes; Chaetothyriales; Herpotrichiellaceae. The record is from RefSeq and is a predicted model, not a curated record. The transcript has a single exon. The coding region runs from base 155 to 1984 and encodes 609 amino acids. Gene Ontology annotation, molecular function: amino acid transmembrane transporter activity. Gene Ontology annotation, biological process: amino acid transmembrane transport. Gene Ontology annotation, cellular component: vacuolar membrane.